Messenger RNA from Helobdella robusta, 1835 nucleotides. RefSeq lists its product as hypothetical. The record is from RefSeq and is a predicted model, not a curated record. Gene Ontology annotation, molecular function: glycosyltransferase activity. Gene Ontology annotation, cellular component: membrane. The transcript has 4 exons. Lineage: Eukaryota; Metazoa; Annelida; Clitellata; Rhynchobdellida; Glossiphoniidae. The coding region runs from base 203 to 1414 and encodes 403 amino acids.
CAGUGUUAACGUGGAAAAACUCCUACAAGAUGGCCCCAUAGUUUAUGAGAAAAAUUUCCUUACAUCGAAUGGGAAUUCGAAGUUGUUAACGAAGUACCUUAAUGCAUUGCCAGCAAGUGUCUAUCAGCAAACUGGAGUCAGAUGCGAGAGAUUGUUUUCUGGCAUUCAUUCCACGAACGAAACGUUGCUAGCACUGACCUACAUGGACAACAACAUCAAGCCGGUCACUACGAUCGAGGAUUUUGAUUGGAUGGCUGAUAAUUGUACGAAUUUUAAAGAGAAGCGUGCUUACAUGCCACUGCCAGAGUCUGAGCAGGAGGCCUCCUUCCCUAUCGCAUACAGCAUCCUAGCCUACCAAGAUUUAGAACAGUUGGAGAAACUUCUAAGAGCUAUUUACGCACCUCAAAAUUUUUACUGCAUACACGUCGAUGCGAAAAUUUCAGAGAAAAUUUUGAAAGUUAUCCAGAAGAUAGUUUCCUGCUUCACUAACGUAUUUUUUCCUGACGAAUUAGUGACCGUGUGGUGGGGUCAUAUCAGCAUAAUGCAUGCAGAGAUGCUGUGCCUAGAAAAGUUGUUGCAGCACAAAUGGAAGUAUUUUAUAAAUUUGAGUGGCCAGAUGUUCCCACUGAAGAGUAACGCGGAGAUUGUCAGUGUCCUUAAGAUGUUCAACGGAGCCAACGAUAUUGAAGGCAGCUCCAAAAAAGAUUUUCACAAAUGGUUCCGACAGGCACUGAAAUGGAAACAUUCAAAACUGAUUAAUUCCAACGUCUUCAUGCCGAUGUUUAAAUCAACCCCGCCACACAACGUGACCCUUUACACCGGCACCAAUCAAGUCAUCAUAUCCCGAAAGUUUGCCGUGUACUUCUUAUAUUCCAAAAUAUCCCUAGACCUCAUAGAAUGGUUCUCAGACACACUCGUACCAGAUGAAUAUAUCUGGCCAACACUGAACCACAAUCCUCACCUCCAAGUUCCUGGCGGCUACAAAGGCAACCCGGACACGAAGCCCUUCAUAUCCCGAUUGACACUCUGGAAACCAAUACUCCCAAUCAGUCCCAGGCUGGCCGACUGGGACUGCAAGGGAAUGUUCAUCCGAAACAUCUGCAUCUUCGGGGUGGGUGACCUAACCUGGAUUGUGAAGCACCCCCAGCUCUUCGUUAACAAGUUCCACAGCGAUUAUCAGUGGCUAUCGCUAGAGUGCAUGGAAGAACUUGUCUUCAACAAAACUAAAAACUAUUUGCUUCAAUACGGUAAAAAAAAAUCACAAAAUUCAGAUAAAAAUUCAGUCGGAGCGUACGAUGAUUUUAAUUUAGGUAAACUUAGUGAUCUAACUUUUUAUGAAAAUUUACCAUUCAUCCUCGAUCCGUCGCUUGUUAAUACCAAUGAAGAAUUAGAUUUCAACAAAUUGUUCAAAUGAUUGCAUGUAUGUAACGUAAAAAAUAAGCAUUAUUUCAACCAUACAUGUAUGAACACCAACCACAAAUUUGUGUCACAGAGUCAAGUUCCAUAAUUAUAAGUGUUACUUGAAGGCGUAUUUUAAACGUGCAUAUGAUAUGUAGUGCUCAAGUCCAUCUAUUUGUUAUAUUUUAUGAAAGUUGGUAAGUGUUUGUGUGCGUAUUUCUCUCUCUCUUUUUAUUUGUGUGAGAGAGCGAGAGAUAUUGUGUUGCUAUUUGGCAUUUGAAUGCCCGCGCUAAAGAGCCUGCGUGAAUAAUUUUUAAUAUCAAAUAAUAAACGAAAGUAUUGAUAAUUUAUCUUCUGAUCCAUCCUUUCAAACUUUUAAAUAUACAAUUCUGUCGUUUUCUGUCGUGCGUCAACAUCGUUUGUAACUUCUAACAGUU